GAUUAGCGUAAUUCCUAUUUUUGAAAAACAUGGUGGUCAUUUAUUAUUAGUUGAUGCUUCUACUCUUGUGUUAUUUUCUUAUGGAUACGUAUAGAAUUUGAAGAAUUCUAAAAGACGAGAAAGGAUCAAUAACUCUGUAACUUGGAUAUGGAUUAUUGAACUUAUACAGCUGUGCAAGAAAGAUGCAGGCGACACAAUCAUGGAGUGUAUUCUGGUGUAUCAUUGCUGUAAUUCUUCUUGUUACAACAUUCGGACUAGUUGGAAUGCUGUGCUUCAUUUUAACUGUGGCCGUUUUUAUUGGAGGAAUUGUUGCGAUGUUUUGCCAACAAUGCAAGCAUAACACAGAAGUUCGUCUUUAUUGCAUGCAUUCAGAACUUCAAAAACACAAAAAUCGUGAAAUUCAGAAGGCGUUAUUGAAAGCAAAUGAAUGGGCUCACUUUGAAAAUGAGAUGCGACUGACUGGCUCUGCAAGUAUUGAUGAAAGCAUGAAAGAAUGCCUUGAGUAUGUGAUGAGAGAUUAUGUCAAAUACUGGUAUAAUGAUUUAUCUGAUGAUGAAGAAUUUCUCCAGUCGUUUGAAAAAACUUUACACGAAGUUGUGAGGAUAAUAAGUACAAGAGCAAAAAAUAUUGACUGGCAGACGUACCUUACUACAAAGCUGGUCGAUGACUUUGCCUCUCAUGUUAGAUUAUAUAGAAAAGCCCAAGAAAAAAUUACGAAACUGCAGGAGGUUUCCCAAGCAUGGAAACAAAGGAUUACCGCUAUGAAGGGUACUGAUUCAUCGAGUGAAAGUCAAGAUAGCGUUUCAAUAUCAUCCAAUACAUCACAACAAAGUAAACAGCUGAAUAAUAAUGAACCUAAUAAGACCGGUGGACAAACUAUUAUUGAUGUAUUUUUCGAAUGUGAAAUUAAUGUGGAAAAAGUCUGUCGGGAAUUAGUAUCAUGUGAUAAAGACAAACAAAUGGAUUAUUUUCAGGACGUAAGCGAAGUUGUUUUAUAUUUAUUAUUACCUGCCAAAGAACUGCACUGUCGACCAUUAAAAGCUUUGUUAAAGGAAGUUUUAGUGCAAGGCAUAUUUACACCAAUAUUACAAUUAUACAGCGAUCCAGACUACCUCAAUCAAUACAUGAAUUGGCUUAUAUCAGACAAUUGCAUAACGAGCGAAGCUUUCUUAGUAGUCGUUCGACACAGUCCGGUUGUUGGAGAAUUACAAGCUACUCGUGAUAUAACUGAUGAAGAAAUUGCUCGGACGAGAGCAAGAGAUGACGUAGGAGAUGAUCCAGAUGUUAAACAACAAUUAAGCAGCAUGGAAUAUGUCCGAAAUCUUUGUGAAAACAGAAUAAACAAACUGCAGAGAGGAGAAAUGGGUUAUGAAAAUGACAUAGGGGGCAUUGAUUCUUUGAUGGCAGACAAAUCUUCCAAUCUUUAUAAUCUUCCUUUAAGUACAACAUUACGAAAUAAUAUCGCACUUCAAUUUUUUAUUGACUUUAUGCAGACAGUUGAUGGACAAGCAUAUUUAUUCUUCUGGUUAACGGUGGAUGGAUAUAGAGCAUCUGCUGAACAACAACUCAAUGCUGUUAAAAUUCAACAAUUAUCUGGGCAAUUGAAAGGAACACCAGACAUGGAAAUGUUACGUGUAAUAGGAAGAAACAUAUACGAACAAUAUUUAAGUAAAAACGCAAGUCCCAGGGUUGAUUUAGAUUCUGCAACGGACAAAGAAAUUUUAAGAAGAUUAAGCAAUGAAGAACCUUCACCUAAUGUCUUUGAUGAAUUGCAAAAGAAGGUUUUUCAGACAAUGCAAAGAGAUGAGAAAUUAUAUCCAGCUUUUAUGAAGAGUCCACUGUACAUUAAACUGCUGGCUGAACUCGAUUUACUUCGAGAGCCGAGUAAUCAGUCUGAAUCGAGCGUAAAUGGUUCAAUUUCAAGUGCGUCAAUGGAUGACCUGACGACAGAGAAUGAAGAGUCUGGUUCAAAGUUCAAAGCAGUUAUAACACAAACAGGUAUUUGCAAUGAACACGGAAAAUCUUACGCUUUGUUCGCAAUCAAUGUAGCGAGAUAUUGGUCUGUUGCUAAUGGAAUAACAAAACAAGAAAAAUGGGAUACUUUUAGAAGAUUUAGUGAAUUCAGCGAUCUACAUCAGAGCUUGAAAGAAAAUGGUAGCAAUCUCGGUAACCUAAGGCUUCCAAGCAAAACAAUUUUCAAAGAUUUGAAUGAAGAAUUUUUAGAAAAAAGACGAGCAGAACUCAAUAGUUAUUUGAAGUCUGUUUUAUCAAUGGAACAUCCACCUCGUGCUAUGGAAAGUAUUCAUACUUUCCUCGAUGCCAAAGCUUAUCAAAAAAAUAAUAGAACACUGAAGAAAAAGGUUGAUUCCGUAAUGCGAAAUUCUGUGAGAAGUGUAACUAAUUUUGUUAUGCAAGCACCUGAUAAUUUAUUAGACGGAAUCCAUAAAGCAUCUGAUAAAGUAUCGGGUGGAAUACAUCGGAUUUCGAUCAGAAAAAAUGGCACAGAUACUCACAUCAACGACGAUGGAUUGCUAUUUGAUGACUGCAGAGUGUCAGAACAAAUUGAGGCAAAUAUCGAGGGCAACAUUCCACUCCGAAUUGUUCUUUUGCUCAUGGAUGAAGUCUUUGAUUUAAAACAUAGAAACCAGUGGUUACGUCGUCAAAUCGUAGCCGCAUUACAACAACUCGUUCGAGCUGUGUUUGGCGAUCGAAUGAAUCGUAAAAUCAUUGAAUAUGUCGACAAUGCUGUGGCACCUGAACAGGUUGUCGAUUACAUCUGUAAAUUUCGUGACUCAUUCUGGCCUGGUGGAAUUCUAGCAGAAAAAGCACCAGAACGAGAUAUGGCCGUCAGAAUGAGAACAAGGGUGCUGACUAAGUCCAAACUUCUUGGUGCUAUUCCAGAUGAACUUCGACCUUUAGUGGGCACGGAAACGUCACGUCGAGGCAUGAUGAGAGUUUUCGAACUUUUUCAGCAUCCUGAGCUCAAUACAAGGUUAUUUAUUGUUUUAAUGGAAGGCGUCAUGCAAAGACUUUUUCCUUCAAAUAGAUUUAAAGAACUUUUUGAAAAAUUUCAUUCUAACUCUCCUAAAAUGAGAGCAAGAAAAAGAGAAAGAAUGUCACGACGACCUCUAAUCAAGGGAAAUGGAACAAAAAGGACUGUUAGGUCUCGAAGAUGACAAAAAUUUCAUACACAAAUUCAUCAUCCUUCUUAUGCCUUGACUUUGCAUGGUACAUUGAUAACUAAAGUUGAUUAGACAAAGUUUUUCUUUAUAUCAUACAAGGCCUGGCAUAUAAUUCUUAAUUCCUUUUUGCAUUUCCAAUUUAUUUCACUACUUUUUUUUUCACUUUUUUUUCAUUAUUUUUGAAAUCUGACACUGCUGUAAUGUACGUGCAAUGCUUGUUAAACCUUAGUACUUGUUCGUUUUGCUCAGCAAGAAGUCAUAGUCAGCAAAUCUUUUUUUUUUACUUCUUUUUGUGAAAAUAACGAUAUUGGCCCAAAAAUUAACAUGAAAUAUUUUAACAGUGAUUUAACUGACAAAAAGGGUAUUUAUGUUGAAAUUACAUAAGACAUACCACAGGCCCAAGCUAGAAAUUUUCUGCACUCUGAAUACAAAACAAAAAAUUUAUCUUACUAUGUUAGAUAGUCAAUAUAAUAGUUCAAGUCAUUAAUAAUUAUUUUAAAAAUUAACAAAAAACCUAUCCUACUUCACCUCACAUCUGCAUUUAAAGCCUCUUGUCUAUUCCAAAGGUAAUAAAAGACUGUCCACAAAUUAUGUGAUGCUGUAAUUCUAACAGAUAUGAUUCAAGUGAUUGUAGAUAAUGGGUUCUUUUUCCUUGCCUUGAAUGUGUUAUCUACCAGCGUACAUCUACGACUCUUACCAAAUUUGCAGUUAUCAUGACAUAUUCUAUUUCUCUCAUUUAUGUGCUUUCUUUCACCUCAACACAAUAAUAUUUCGGCUUUUCUCAAAAGUUGUUCGUUUUGGUGGGAUAGAUUAAGUUAAGGACAAAUAUUUUGUUAUGGUUCUUAUUUGUUACAACUAUACAUUUAUACUGAUAUCGUUCUCUGGCUGAUAUUGAUCCAAAAUUUGAAAAUGUUGAUUGUUAAUAUUUCUGAAACAAAAAUUUUCUGAAAUGCAUGAUGCUACAUAAUAUAUAAAUUGUUUUGUCAUCACCUCAAAAAUAACUAGCUAGCAAUAAGCUACAAAUAACAGAUAGUAAGGCAAAAGUGAGUGGAACAUAAAUAAUGAAAUAAAAGAAAAGUUUUGGAAUUUAAAUAUACAAAAUAGUGUGGACAAGAAAUCUGCAAGCAGCAGAUAGCAAAAUUUGGCAUAAUUAUGUUUGCAAAAGCACUCUUUUCAUUGUGACUCAAACAGUAAUUUCAUCUCAACCCUACCUUUCGCCUACUACGGUAUAUCAUAACUCCUUUUAAAGCAAAAUUUAUAAAAACUAUAAUUUUAAAACUUUAUAAUAUUUCAUCAAGCAUGCCCAAACAUAAAUAAUUUCGGAAUACAUUCUUCAAAAACAGUUAUAUAUAAAUAUCAGAUAAGUUUAAAAUUGGGUCGCAUUAUGCCAUAUUCAAUCUAUAUUUUGAAGAUUGAUUUUGAUAUGAUAUAUAUCAAAAUUGUUGUUAAAAAUAGCUUUUAAAAUAUGUCCACUCAGUUUUUUGUUUCUACAGAUUACACUAAGUUUUCUAACCUUGUUCAAACCAACUCUGUUCAAAAUAAUUUUUAGUUCCGUGACUUUGUGGUGUUUUUUAUCACUUGGAAACAAUCCCUUCAAGUUCAAUAAUAAUAUGUUUAAAGAAUCAUAGAACAUGUUCUUGCUACUUUACUCGGUUGAAUAAAAUUGGGUUUACUAAUGUCCAGAAUAUUCUAUUUUGCAAAUGUUGAUUUUCAAUUAAACAGGCUGACCUCAAGAAAAACAACACAUGUCAUUUGUGAUAUAUUUUAGAGGGAACAUAACUUUUGUGCUAAGCAUCCUAGAUUAAUGAAACUUUUGGAUACAAUCAUACACAAACAGAAGUUCAAGUUUUGACUAAAUUUUCUUCAUUGUUAUGGAAGUAAUGAAUAGGAUCUGUCUUUUUUUAGAUCUUCCUGUGUUUUGUUUUAAUUUGCCAACUGUCCAAUAAUAUCUUAAGGUGGAGUAACCAAUUUUCUUAUCAAAUGUGGUUAGAAAGAUUUUCAUGAUAUUUUUUUUGGGAGCAGAAAAUGAUAUUUUGGGAGGUCUGAUGAAAAACGAAUCAAUCUGUUGCAGAUAAGUCGUAAAAAUAUCCAAGGACGAUCAGGUUUUUUAGGUCUAUUCGAUCUUCGCAAAUAUUAACAUCCUAACCACAACAUAUCAGCAAAACAAGUCUGACAACCUUACUUUAUGAUAGUUAAAUUUUUCGUAAGUAAUAUGGUUAGUACCUAUUACGUGGCGCAAUUUUUUUUGAUGGAGCAUUACUUUCCAUUCAUUUUUUCCUAUUUUUCUUUGUUUAUUUUUAUGUAGAAAUGAAUACUAUGUUCAAUGGUAGUAGGUAGUACCUGUUGAGAAUAUGUGCAAUUUGCUUGUUUAGAGAUUUGUUGUUUAGAUAUUUCUUUUUGUUAUUUAUAGAUAUAAUAUAGAAUCCUGUUGUGCUUGUUUUACUUUAUCUGUAUAUUUAGAUUUAUGUGAAUAUCUGGGCAGGGUAUGAAAUGAGAUUUUUUCUUUUUUUUCAAUUUGAUUGGUAUUGAGGGAUUGAGAAAAUUUUAUUAUCAGAAAUUGUCUGUUAUUGAAAAUUUCGAUUACUCGUGGCGAAGGUUCAAACUAAAUCCAUUGUGUAGCGAUACUAUGACAUUUAUAGCAUGUUUAGUAUAUAGCAAAAAUUUUUAAUUUCUGAUUACAUUUAACCAUUUUGCUGAAUCUUUUUUACAAGUUUGAGGUUUUCAAUCUAAAAAGGCAAAACUUGUGAAUUGAGAAGAAGACCGAAGUUAUAUUUUUUUAGCAUAACGCAUCUUUGUAUUAUGUUGGUGAAAAUUACUUGAAGCUAUGGUUAAAUACCAACCUAUAGAGCACCUAUUUCUUUGUAAUAUCGUGAAACAAGACUGUUUAAAAUUUCAAGUUUCACAUUUUUUUCUUGAAACCCUUAUGUCAUACCUUUGGAACAAUGCCAUCAUUUUAUCAAACAAUGCUUGAGGAUUCGAAAUUUUUUUUAAAAAUUGUCAAACUUUUUUUCAAAUAAGGAUAUAAUCCAUAAGAAGCAAAGUUGCUACGGGCCACUAUGACCUAUACAACACUUGAAACUCACAGUAUCCUAUAUCAUAACAUAAAUCCAUUCCAAUAUAUCUGAAUCCAUAUUUUAAGAUUUAAAGAGAAGUAUGUUCUCAAGAAGACCCAGAUUUAACAACAGCUGCAUUUUGUUUUCGACUUUUGUGACCAUGCUUGUGAUGGGCCGAUAUGAGUUGGGUUAUAUUCUAUCUGUCAUCUGAUUUUGAUUUGGGGUGUAUAUGCCAAAUUUAUAUGCUUAUUUUACAUAAAGUCUAAUUUCGUUGCAAAACUUGAAUUUCAUUUAAGUGAAAUUCUUCUACAAUCACUACUUUUUUGGAACUCUUCUGAUUUUUUUUAAAAGCACAGUCCAUUUCCUUAUAGAUCACCGAAGUUGUGUUUAUGCUUACAUGACUAACUACUUAUUUCAAUGCUCUCUAGUCAAUUUCCAUUCAGAAAUAUCUGUUUAAAAGGUGUACUUUUUAUGAUUAUUCCAUGACAUUUUUUAUGACAGUAUCAGUAACAAACGGGAGUUAUACGUUUCUGAAAUUCCCUAGCCCAUCUUUGACUACGUGUUGUUAAAAUCGAGUUAAUUGCGACAGGACUUUGCCCAGUAACAGCUAAUGACACUUAGACAUCUGAUGUUGUCCUCAACAUAAAGUCACUGUGAAACCACACGAAUAUUUUCAAAUCAUUUUGGUCAUACAAGACACUGUAAAUUGUGGGCUAAAUGCUUUGGACAUAAUGGUUUGAAAUCGCCAACAACUGGCUGUUUUCCAUGCCAGAUUUUCAAUGCAGGGCCAUUACGGCCGAGAUUUUAGGCCUACCUGAGGAACCCUCGACUUACUUGCAUUUUCUGGUAUAUUUUUCUUGGUCGAUCGAAUGGUUUUGUACUAGAGAUGUGACGAUGAUAUAAUAAAGUUUUGGAAGAAUGUUUAUUCAUUUACGAUGA
Styela clava is the source of this 7174-nucleotide messenger RNA. RefSeq names its product sorting nexin-13-like. Lineage: Eukaryota; Metazoa; Chordata; Ascidiacea; Stolidobranchia; Styelidae. Gene Ontology annotation, biological process: positive regulation of GTPase activity. Gene Ontology annotation, cellular component: early endosome. Gene Ontology annotation, molecular function: phosphatidylinositol binding. The record is from RefSeq and is a predicted model, not a curated record.